Acanthoscelides obtectus is the source of this 1332-nucleotide messenger RNA. Lineage: Eukaryota; Metazoa; Arthropoda; Insecta; Coleoptera; Chrysomelidae. The record is from the annotation of a GenBank genome assembly.
AUGUUCCAAUGUCCAAAAUGCCAAAGGACCUUCGCGGUGAGGAAAAGUUUGUUGAGACACUGUAGAGCGAGGUGCAGCCAGGAUGAGGAGCCCGCAUCCAAGCGUCCAUGUAAUGCAACCGCUCCACGCAGCACUGCAGACAAGUGGGAAUGUCCUCGAUGCCGGCAAAAAUUCUCGGCACGAAAAGGUUUACUGCGACAUGGUAGAGAGGUCUGCACAAGCGAGAAGAGUCCACCCGAACAACAACGUGUAGAAGCUAGCAUCACCCAGACCACCACAGGACUCAAUACCAGACGACUGGAUCCUUCAACAGCCAACGUUGCAAUACCGGGACCGAGUCGAAUGAGUCCAACCACCAGUAACGACUCACAGACGAGUGCGGAAAGCAGAACAAUUCGCUGUGAUAGUUGCAACUGUGAGGUACCGAGGAAUGCACAUGCAGCACAUCUGAAAAGCAUCAAACAUAAGGCACAUCUAUGGACACCUUUACACAAUAAUGUGUCAGUAUGUCGAAGUGUGCAUUGGGGUAGAAUAGUCAGUUAUCAAAUAACCGCCAGUAUAGACACGUUGAACGUUACUGAAUAUAUGAAUAAUCUUGAACAUGACUCCAUAAACGUGAUUGAAAAUGAAUUGCAUAAGCAAACAACGCUCAAAAUAAAUAUGGAACUUUUUGGUUUAUAUAUCUUACCAGCUAAAAGCCGACGAGAGGUGAAGUCCCACAAUACAAACAAUGUAAUCAUAACACAAUCAUCAAAUUUAAAAGCAAUCUAUCAUGAUUUGGAAAGUAAAAUAGAGCAAAAAUCUGAAGAUUUUGCAGAAAAAGACUCAGGGUGGGUGUUAGAAAAGACUUUAUAUUUAGAAAUUAAUAUUAAUAAAUAUAAUCCUUUGAGAGCAGCAUCAUAUUUGCCGCUUCCAAAGGAAAUUAGGAACAAAAAAGCAGUACUCAAUAUACGUAAUAACGAUGAGUACUGCUUUGCAUGGUCAAUUGUAGCUGGUAUGGUAAAACCAAAAGGUCGAUCAUCACUAACAACGUCAUAUCUACAUUUUUCGAAUGUUCCGGGCUUAAACUUUGCUGGAAUGACAUUUCCAGUCGCUCUCAAGUCAAUAUCAGAAUGUGAAAGCGUGAAUAACAUAUCAAGCAACGUUUAUGGAUUAGAAAAGGAAUUCAUUGAUGGGAAGCCUAAAUAUCAGGUGCUGGGACCGUUACACUACACCGCGCAAAAACAACAUACUCAUCUAAACUUAUUACUUAUUGAUGAUUCAGAAGGAAACCAUCAUUACUGCUUAAUUACCAACUUUUCAAGACUGUUUCAAAUGUCUCAAAAACGGUAA